Messenger RNA from Adineta steineri, 831 nucleotides. The record is from the annotation of a GenBank genome assembly. NCBI's taxonomy places the organism in Eukaryota, Metazoa, Rotifera, Eurotatoria, Adinetida, Adinetidae.
AUGACAGAUAAUAAUAGUAUUAGUAAUUCUAUUCAUGGUUCUCGUUCAAAUACAGAACGUGUUAUAACUGAGGAUGAAUAUGAAUGUUUAUAUGCACCUGAAAAACAAGAUCGUCAACAAGUACCAGUUUUUAAACAGAAUCUUUAUGAUAAAAAUGCACAAAAACAUUGGGAUCAAUUCUAUAAACGAAAUACCAGUAAUUUUUUUAAAGAUCGUCAUUGGACAUUAAGAGAAUUUAAUAUAGAUUUAAAUGAAAAAAUGAAAUUAUUUGAAAUUGGUUGUGGUGUAGGCAAUUUUUUAUUUCCAUUACUUAAUGAAUUACCGAAUUUAUCUAUUUAUGCAUGUGAUUUUUCAUCGACUGCUAUUGAACUUCUUCGUCAAAAUCCGAAUUAUGACCAACAACGUAUACAAUCAUUUGUUUAUGAUUUAACUGAUGAAACAGAAAUACCCAUUGAAGAAAAUUCAAUUGAUAUUUGUUCAAUGAUUUUUGUUCUUUCUGCAAUACAUCCAGAUAAAAUGUCUUGUGUAUUGAAGAAAAUUUCUAAAGUUUUAAAACCCGGUGGUUAUCUUCUAUUUCGUGAUUAUGGUUUAUAUGAUCAUGCAAUGUUUCGUUUUGCACGUCAACGACAACAUAAAUUAUCCGAAAAUUUUUAUGUUCGACAAGAUGGUACACGUGCUUAUUUUUUUUCAAUUGAAUAUUUAACAAAUUUAUUAAAUGAAUCACAAUUCAAUACUGAUGAAAUUUCAUAUGUAUUUAAAGAAACAGUAAAUGUUAAAGAAGAAAUAUGUGUACCACGAGUUUUUAUACAAGGAAAAUUUCAAAAGAAAUAA